This is a messenger RNA of Caretta caretta (loggerhead turtle), 2402 nucleotides long. RefSeq names its product flavin-containing monooxygenase 3-like. Gene Ontology annotation, molecular function: NADP binding; N,N-dimethylaniline monooxygenase activity; flavin adenine dinucleotide binding. The record is from RefSeq and is a predicted model, not a curated record. NCBI's taxonomy places the organism in Eukaryota, Metazoa, Chordata, Testudines, Cheloniidae.
UUUCUCAAAAUAAUAGGUUCCAGGAAAGGCAUUUGCUUCCCUCCACUGCCUGCCUGAAACCCACUCGCAGGCAUCAGAGACUGGACUUGAGACGAGAAGGAGCAAAGGAGACCAUGGUACAGAGAGUGGCAAUCAUUGGAGCUGGCCUGAGCGGACUGGCCUCCAUUAAGUGCUGUCUGGACGAGGGAUUGGAGCCCACCUGUUUCGAGAGAAGCAAUGACAUCGGAGGGCUCUGGAAAUUCGCAGAACAUGCCGAGGAAGGCAGAGCCAGCAUUUACCACUCCGUGUUCACCAACUCCUGCAAAGAAAUGAUGUGUUUCCCUGAUUUUCCUUUCCCUGAUGAUUUUCCAAAUUACAUGCACAAUUCAAAGGUCCAAGAGUACAUCAGGAUGUAUGCCAAGCACUUUUCUCUUUUAAGAUAUAUAAAAUUCAAGACUAUGGUCAGCAGUGUAAAAAAACGCCCCGAUUUCUCUGUCACCGGCCAGUGGGAUGUUGUUACAAACCGGGACGGGAAGGAGGAGUCAGCUGUAUUUGACGCGCUUAUGGUUUGUUCGGGGCAUCAUGUGUAUCCACAUUUCCCAGUUGAUUGCUUCCCUGGGUUAAAUAAGUUUAAAGGUAGCUACUUCCACAGCCGGGAAUACAAGGAACCGGAAAAAUUCAAGGGGAAGAGAGUGCUUGUGAUUGGACUGGGAAACACUGGUUCGGACAUUGCUGUGGAACUCAGUCACACGGCCUCACAGGUUUAUCUCAGCUCCAGAAGCGGUUCCUGGGUGAUGAGUCGCGUUUGGGACAAUGGCUACCCGUGGGAUAUGUUGACUUUGACUCGCUUUGAAACCUUUCUCAGGGAUGCCCUUCCCACCACCAUCAGCGACUGGCUGUAUGUGAGGAGGAUGAACAGGUGGUUUAAGCAUGAGAACUACGGCCUGAUGCCUUUGAACAGAACCAGCCGUAAAGAGCCAGUGUUUAAUGAUGAUCUCCCGAGCCGCAUCACAUGUGGAACAGUGGUGGUGAAACCCAAUGUGAAGGAAUUCACGGAAACCUCAGCUAUAUUUCAGGAUGGGACUGUGCAGGAAAACAUUGAUUUUGUCAUCUUUGCAACAGGCUACAGUUACUCCUACCCCUUCAUAGAAGACAACACCAUCAUCAAAUGCAGAGACAACGAGGUCACCUUGUACAAGGGCAUCCUUCCUCCUCGACUCAAGAAGCCAACCAUGGCUGUCAUUGGCCUGAUCCAGUCGCUCGGUGCAAUUAUUCCAACGGCAGAUCUCCAAGCUCGCUGGGCUAUAAGGGUGUUUAAGGGGUUAUAUAAGCUUCCCCCAGUGAACGACAUGAUGAAAGAUAUUGAUGAAAAAAUGGGGAAAAAGCUCAAAUGGUAUGGGCAGAGCAAUACCCUACAGAUAGAUUAUAUUUCCUACAUGGAUGAACUCGCCUCUGCUAUUGGUGUGAAGCCCAAUUUUCCACUGCUGUUCCUGACGGAUCCACGGCUGGCCCUGGAAGCGUACUUUGGCCCGUGCAGUCCAUAUCAGUUUCGUCUGACGGGACCGGGGAAGUGGGAUGGAGCCAGAAAUGCCAUCCUGACCCAGUGGGACCGGACGCUGAAGACUACAAGGACCCGAGUCGUCCAUGAUUCUCAGAAACAUGUCCCCUUCUUGAAUUUGCUUAGAGUACUUGUCCUCCCUCUUCUCCUUCUUGCUGUUUUUCUGAUGAUUAACUAAUCAACCAUUUUAAGCCUCUCAAAAUGAAAUUAGCGAAGAGCAAGGGAAAUUCUUCCAGAGAAAGGAGAGGAGAGAAUCCUACCAUUUCAUAUCGGUUCUGACCUACCGUGUGUGCAGAUAGAUACAUUAGAUAGAUAUACUACACAUGCAUGUAGAAACUCAGUGGGCUACAGCCUCAGCUGUGUAAACUGACAUCGCUCCAUAGAACUCAGGGUCAGAUUUUCUUUUGGUGUCUCAGUUUGCCCACCUCUUUAACAACCGGUUCUAAACCGGCUUCAAAAUCUAACCGGCUCCAGCUCACCACUGCAUAUAUGUACCAAACAAAAUUAUUAUCUGAAGCUGUUCAGUCUAGAACAGGCUCUUGUUAGCUAUCCAUUAUCUCCUGCUUCUGACUGUAUGCUGUGGUCAGAUCCUCGCUCACCCUGACAGAAAAGGGAGGUUUAUGCCCAGUCAUGUUUAAACCAAAGCAGUUAUGCAUGCCCAGAUGUUCUGCGGUGGGAUUACAUUCGCUGCAUCUCUUUCCCUUCACUUACAGCCUGAGCUAAUCACCAUGGAACUCAAUGGAAAGCCCCCACUCCCACCCUUGACUUCAAUGGACAUUGGAUCAGGCUCCUAUUGUACAAGGCAUCAGGGUUGUUUUUUUAAAAGUCAAUUACAAUAUUGAAAUAAAAAUGUACUGGAAUCUUU